AGCCAUCUUUGUUCGCCUAAUCCGAGCAUCUAUUUUUUAUGUGUACAUAGUGACAGAAGAGAGUAGCGGUAGAGCUCCCUUAUUAUAAAGGGAGUAAUAGCGAGGCGCGGCACACCGCUGCAAAGAAAUAAAUACAAAUCCUCACAAAACACAAGGAAUAAUACCGCUUUACUGGAAUAACCUGGAGAGUGUAUUAUUUAUCCCGGAGACGGGGAGAAACGCCUGAAGCAGCGCGUCCAUCCACACACUUCUAGACGCACAUAAAACCCGGUUCACAAUGUCUGCCCCAGCCGGUGCCCCUGCCCCAGAAGGAGGUAACCAGCCUCCCCCUAACCUCACCAGCAACCGUCGCUUACAGCAGACACAGGCUCAGGUGGAUGAGGUGGUGGACAUUAUGCGUGUGAACGUAGACAAGGUUCUGGAGAGGGACCAGAAGCUGUCAGAGCUGGAUGACCGGGCUGAUGCCCUGCAAGCUGGAGCCUCACAAUUCGAGACCAGUGCUGCCAAGCUCAAGAAUAAAUACUGGUGGAAGAAUGCCAAGAUGAUGAUUAUCCUGGGGGUGAUAUGCGUGAUUGUCCUCAUUAUAAUCAUUGUGUACUUCAGCACCUAAAGCGCGAUGUUCCUACCCCACUCUGAGCUCAUGAACGUCCAAUUCUAAGCCACAGAAAAAUCCCUCCCAAAAAAGAUGAGAAAAACGACUUCUCACAACAAUCAAUUGAUUUGCCCCUUCCUGAGCCCCCUUGCCCCCUGUCUCCACUGCCUCACAGCUGGGCCCCUGUCACUCCUCGUUCGUCCUGUCCGUGAGUGUGUGGCCAUGUCUCCUCUGUAAAUACCUCCGGCUUUUCUGAAAUACUGUUCAUACUCCAAACUCCUGAUUACUUGUGACAACGACAACCGAUAAAAAAAGAAAUCACAGCCCUUAGAAUACGAUACGAUUAUACAGUAUAUAUUCCAAAAUGUUCUUUGUAGAGUUUUAUUCUGAUAUAAUGGUUUUUUGUAGUUUGUGUGUGAGUGUGCGUUUGUAUAUUUUUUUAAGUUUUGUAAAACUUAUUUUGCUUCAGGUUUAAACUACUGCCUCUCAAUCUGGGUGUUUGUAUCUUGCACGCUCUGUUUCACUCUUUCUUGCUCACUGAGUAUUGGUGUAUUUUUGCACAAGCGAUAGACUCCCUUAACUGAGGUACUGAAUCAAUAUCCCCAGUUUGUUCUUUGUCACAUGCACUCUAUCUCAGACCUACACAUUUCCCCCUCAAACCUCUUUCUCUUUCUUUCUUUCUUUUUCUUUCUCACCAAUAGUACUUACUCUCUUAGUGAACUGCCACAACAGACCAAUGACUGUAGAUGUUUAUCUUAAUUUAAUGUCUUUAGUGUCUUAUCUCUUAAACAUUCCUUAAUAGCAGUGUACAAUUAUGCUGUCUAUCAAACAAAGCAAGCGUAUUUAUCUUAAAGAAUUCCAAAAUAGGUCUUAAACAACCUUGAGUACUUGUAAAGCAGUCAGACUAGGUUUUGACAGGGAUGCCGAAGUUAUUAAUCGCACAUGGGUCAAUUGCGCAGUACAUGGAAAAAUUUGAAAGUGUUAGUGCUAUUUCGAACAGCAAAUCAGGACCAAAAUUCCCCGAUUCAUUCUGCUGGUAAAGAUUUUGAAGCCCAGAGAGAUUCAAGGCCAGAGACUGACCGAAAAUUGGAAAUAGUAUCAUGCACAAAAAGCUUGUUUUCGAUGGCGCCUUUUAACUGGUUAGACUGCAGGUGCGAAUGGGAGAGAACCGCGCGCUGUGUUACUCCCUCGCAGCAGAAAUACUGCCAAACUGAUUCAUCCAUCUGAAAGCACACAGGUUGAUCUUAAUACUUCAACAUGAGGUAGUUUCGACAGCUGUGGUUCUCUCUCUUAAAUCUAGAUACUGCCUUUAAUUUAGUCUUUCUUUUGAUUUUAGGUAUAGAUUAUAUUAUAUUUUUGUGUGUGAAGCAGGCAGGAAAGGGACCACAUAGUUUCAGGACUUGGCGCUGCUGCCAUGUGCACAGCGAGCACCUUUGUGUCCCUCACUAUUAUCCACCUCUCUGUGUGCCUGUUUGUUAAGUUCAGCUGUAGUUUACACACUGCCAAGCAUCUGAGGGGACAUUUUUUUUCUUUUUAUCUUUUGUUUUUUUUUCCACCAUGCCCUUCCUGGUUUGCUCUCGUGCAUAUAUACGCCUCCAUCAGCAUCACCCUUCAGUCUCAUCCGCCCAAUCUGCCAACAAGAAGCGAGCCAGGCGUGAAGUGUGCGUCUGCACGUGAACACCCCCCCCCCCCUUCACGUUUCCAAGUUAGCGCCAUUAGCAUUUCUUCUUUCACACGAUUCGGUUUCUAGCCGCCCGCCGUAGUGUGUGUGUAGAGUAUUUCAGCUUCAUCCUGACAGAUUAGGCUGCUUAGACCUCUGCAGGUAAAGAAAGGCUGUUCCCGUGGCAACCUGUUUGCAUAAACAGGGGGGAAAGCAUAGAUUAGCUGAUUGAUUGUGACAGGAGGCGGGGCUGUUAAGGGGCGGAGCUAGAGAUAUUAUUCCACUGGUGUGUUUUUACAUUCCAUAUUAAUCAUCCGUAUGGAAAAGAAUGAUGUUUGGAGCAGAAUGAACUGUAAUCUUUUGCAUUUAUGGUUUCUGACAAGCAAACUAAUUUUCAUUUCAUUCAUUUUUUCUUCUUUAAAAGGAGAUAGCCUUAGUUCAUUUUAUUUUUUUUCUAUCCCGGCAUGCUCAUUCACUCAUUUGUCCCACUCACGUUGAGCUAUUUUAAUGAUAAAUGACCAAAGACCAUAUUAUAUCUUGCUUAUACUGCCAACUGCCAUCAAAAACAGGUUAAGGGGCAACAUUUCCCCUGAUCUCUGGUUUUUAAAAGCUCUCAUCCAGCAAAAGGAAACAAGAAUUAGCCCAUUUCUCUGCAUUUUUCAGGUCUGUUUAUUUUACUUGAAUAUUUAGUAUUGGUAAUCAAGUGGAGGUGAUUGCUAACAGGUUAAGGAAUUUGAAACCACAAUCCGACGGACGUAGCCCAUGCCUGAUAUCUAUAUCAAUGAUAGCACAACUUCUCCUUUAGGUCUGUAUCUGUAAUGCUGAAUAUAAAACAUGAAACUCUUUCUUAGUAGCUAUUUAAAGAAGAAAAAGUCUGUAUUGUUUUGUGUUGUAGUGUGGGCUUCAUCUGGGGGAAGGGGGUUCUUUUUUUUUAGAUUUGACAUUUAAGACAUAAACAAUCUGGAAUUAGAAUAAGAUCAUAUUAAAAUAGAUGAACUAUAUAUUAUAUUAGGCAAAUAAGAGAAUUUUCUUCCAGGGGUUGUCAACAUUUUAAAGGGGUCUAUAACUAAUAAACAACAUGCAUUGGGGUAGGACUCAAACAUGACAAAUGAAUCAAAGCGUUAAAAACGCUUCACAAAUUAAAAGGAUUCUAAUAGGGGACUACAAAUAAUGUAUGUGCUUUUCAGUUUUUCUUUGUGCGAGUGUAUGAAUACAUUUUCUUUUGUCUUGGCACUAAUGUAUGUUUUGUUCAAAACUGUGUGGGUUGAGAGGGACGGUGGCAGUAGUUUUGUCACGCCAGCCUGUUAAAGAUGCUGCGUCUUCUUUAUUGGGAGGGAACCAAUGAAGACACAGAGCUUUACCGGCUUAAAAGCCACAGUGGUUUCUCCAUUACUCAUGUCAUACAGUUAUUUAGUCUUCAGUUGUUUAAGCAGAAAUUAGUUAAGGCUUCACAGUGGUGCUCUGUGGCACAGCUUCAUUGUGCUUAGUCAGGAGAGGGUGAUUUUUUUUCUAUAAUUUAAAAAAUACUGGAAAAUGAACCCUGCCUUACUAAAGGUUAGAGUGUCAAGAGUUUUUUUUUUUCUUUUCAGAAAGCUUGUACAGACUGCGAUAUCAACUUCAGUUGGUUGCUAUUAGUUCAGAGAUGUUUUGAAUGAAAACGUAUGUGAUUUUACACGAGUUUGAUUCUUUGAAGGUUUUUGGGACUGAAUAAAGAGUAUAAACAAGUGGAAUUUAAGGGGGCUGAUCCCAUAGAGCUUCAUGGAGGUCUAGAAAUGCAUCGAACCAAGAGCCAAGUUGCUGUAUUAAUAACAGUUUGUGUUUCAUUUGUUUAUUUAUUUGAUUUACGGAGGUUCGUUUGUGGAGGAGAGGUUGAGGAUUAGCAUUACCCCUGUUUGUCUGGCCUCUUUGGAGGGACUAGGCUGGAGGAUUAUGGGUAAUGUGGUCUUCACAGUUUUAUUUUAUGUUGUUUUUAUUUUAUUUUUUAAAAUUAUUUGUGUCAUAAGUUAUAGUGGACUACAUAUUAAACAGAACGAAGUACAUUGUAACAGGGAACCUUUUGGCAACCAGACAUACAUGAAAUCAAUUGUAGAGUAAAUCUGUCAAUGUCUAUUAUAUGGAUGAACUUCUUGGG
Molecule: messenger RNA, 4383 nt
Organism: Sinocyclocheilus rhinocerous
Lineage: Eukaryota; Metazoa; Chordata; Actinopteri; Cypriniformes; Cyprinidae
Gene: vamp2
Product: vesicle-associated membrane protein 2
Exons: 5
Coding region: 278-610 (110 amino acids)
Biological process (GO): vesicle-mediated transport
Cellular component (GO): membrane
Source: RefSeq, a predicted model, not a curated record